Molecule: messenger RNA, 3651 nt
Organism: Phytophthora infestans T30-4
Lineage: Eukaryota; Oomycota; Peronosporomycetes; Peronosporales; Peronosporaceae
Product: P-type ATPase (P-ATPase) Superfamily
Exons: 4
Coding region: 1-3651 (1216 amino acids)
Biological process (GO): intracellular calcium ion homeostasis
Cellular component (GO): endoplasmic reticulum membrane
Molecular function (GO): ATP binding; P-type ion transporter activity; ATP hydrolysis activity
Source: RefSeq, a predicted model, not a curated record
AUGAUCGCGAUGGUCGUGAAGGUGGGCGUGGCCGACCCGGAGCUCACGUCCGUGGCGCUGUACACGCCGUUGCCAUGGCCCAUGCGGCUCGAUCUGUUGCCAUUCACCUUCCUAUACGUUACCGCCGUGUAUCUGUACGCAAUACGCCCCGAUGACGACGUGGUCCCGUGGGUUUUCGGCGCAUUCGGCGUCUUCUGGCACGCUCUAGCGCUGCUGAGUGCUGAGUGGAGCGUGGACGUGCGUUGCUGGAUGACGUGUACAAAGCUAACGGCUGUAGUGGAGGAUGAGCGCCUCAAGAUGCUCGUUAAAGUGGAGCCGUCUCUCGCUAUGCUGCCCAAGGAGCUCUGUGACUGCCAGUUGGUGUCCACGGACAAAAUGAAGGACACCAAGAGGCCGACGCUCUGGUUCUCGUUCCAGAACCUCAAGUUCUGUUUGUACGAAGACGUGGAGACCAUCAAUCGCAGCGGUGAGGCUCAGUUCCGUCGUCUGGACUUCCCCUCCAAAGGCAGUCUCGAGUUCUAUCUGAAGAGCGAAGGUGUGAAGUCCAAGGAGGAGCUGCAACAGGCCAAACACAAGUGGGGCAGGAACGACUUUGAACUGCCCGUGCCCAAGUUCGCUGAGCUACUCAAAGAGCAGCUCGUGGCUCCGUUCUUCGUGUUCCAGUUCUUCUGCAUGUUGCUCUGGUGUCUCGAUGAGUACAUGUACUACUCGCUUAUGACGCUUCUCAUGCUCGUCAUCUUCGAGUGCACAGUCGUCAAGCAACGCCAGCAAAACAUGAGCACUCUGCUGCACAUGCGACGUGCUCCUCAGCCGUGUCUCGUCUAUCGACAGAGUAAGUGGACUCAGGUCUCAAGCGACGACCUGGUUCCCGGUGACAUCUGCUCUGUUGGCCACAAUGAGCGCGACACUGUCGUCCCGUGCGACUUGCUACUGCUGCGCGGGAACUGCGUCGUCAACGAGUCCAUGCUGUCUGGUGAGUCCCUCCCAUUGCGCAAAGAAGCUGUCGGGGCUUCCAUCGUGAAUGACGAGGCAAAGCUGAAGAAUCUUGAGGUUGAUGACGGCUCGAGUAUGAAACACAAACGCCACGUUCUUUAUGGAGGCACCAAGGUUCUUCAGCACUCGAGUCCCUCUUCCAAGGACUCGCUGCGAGUGUCUACUGCUCCCGACGGAGGCUGCGUGGGAUUCGUGCUUAGGACUGGAUUCGGCACGACUCAAGGCAGUUUGAUGCGCACGAUUCUGUACUCGUCGCAACGUGUCACUGCGAACAACUCGGAAGCGAUGUGGUUUAUCGCUCUGCUGCUGAACUUUGCCGUGGCUGCAGCCGCCUUCGUGCUCUCUCAAGGCAUCAACGACCCGACGCGCAACCAGUUCAAGCUCUUCCUGCACUGCAUUAUGAUUAUCACGUCAGUCGUGCCGCCCGAAUUGCCCAUGGAAUUGUCGUUAGCGGUGACCAACUCACUGAUCGCUUUGACACGGAGUAAUAUCUUCUGCACCGAGCCAUUUCGCAUCCCUUUCGCUGGUCGAAUCGAUGUCUGCUGCUUCGACAAGACUGGUACACUAACCAGUGACGAGCUGAAGCUGCAUGGCGUUGCAGGGCUGGAAGCCCACGUGGAGCCUGACAAGUACAGAGGGAAACGUGGUGGAGAGCUCGACAUCAUCGCCCCUGAGCAGCUUCCUCUCGAUACGGAGCUGGUUCUAGCAGGAUGCCAGUCAUUAGUCUUGCUGAAUGGCCAAGUAGCUGGCGAUCCGCUUGAGAUGACUGCUGUUCGGAGCAUUAAUUGGUGCUUGACAGGCCACGAAGGCAGAGCGGAGAGCCUUCCGAGCGUCCAGCCAUCGUUUUACUCGGAUCGUCGAGGUGAAAUCCAGGCGGUUGACAUCCUCCACAGCUUUGCUUUCUCCUCCGAGCUCAAGCGCAUGACUACCGUCGUGUGUGUGCGGAAAGCUGACAAUGACGAGCAAGACGAGCAACGUGUGCUUACGAAAGGCGCGCCUGAGGUACUCGAGUCCAUCUUUAUCAACAAACCUUCGUAUUAUCGCCGUGUGUACCGCCAUUACGCGUCUAAAGGAUGCCGCGUCUUGGCUUUAGGCUUCCGAGUACUGGCUGGAGAGGCUUCAGCGGGUGAACUGCGUCGCAAACCGCGUGACGAACUGGAGAGUGAGCUGACAUUUGCGGGUUUCCUGGUGCUUGAUUGCCCACUGAAGGACGACACAAAGCGGACUAUCCGGGAGCUGAUGAUCUCCAAGCACAAGGUUACUAUGGUUACGGGGGAUAACCCUCUCACAGCGUGUGAUGUAGCGCGUCAAGUGGGGAUCAACGCGGGGUAUUCGAGGCAGCCGCUAGUGUUGACGCCUAAUGCGGAGUCUGGAUCUGUGGAGUGGAAGUCAAUCGACGACGGCUCGCCAGAUAUCGAGGAGGAAACGAUCCUUUUCAACGUGGAUGAGGUGGAGAAAAUGCAGAUCCAGUAUGAUCUGUGUGUAACGGGAGAAGCUCUGGCAACGCUUUACAAGCAGCAAGAGGAUAAGUGCGACGACAAGGCGGCUGCUCUGGAAGGUUUCCUUUCUGUGCUUGAGAAGAUGUGUCUGUGCGCCACGGUGUUUGCUCGCACGUCACCUCAGCAGAAGGAACAUCUCAUCAUGGCAAUGAAUCGGUGUGGAAAGACGACAGCCAUGUGCGGAGACGGCACGAACGAUGUGGGUGCCUUGAAGCAAGCGCACAUUGGUAUCUCAAUCGUGAACUCGUCCAGCACGGAGACUACGCCUCAUGUUGUGGAGUCUGGAAGAGGCUCUGGUAGUGCAGGUCAGGGCGGUCUUCGGAAUCGACGACAAGCUGGACGUAGAGGACGUUCGGUGGAAGAGCUGCAGCAGUCUUUGUCAAGCAAUGAUGAGGCUCAGAUUGUGCGACUAGGAGACGCCUCCAUUGCAUCGCCGUUUACAUCGAAGAGCUCAAGUAUCCGUGUGAUCAAGAAGCUGAUUCGCCAGGGACGAUGCACACUGGCCACUACCAUCCAGAUGUACAAGAUCCUGGGAAUCAAUUGUCUUAUCACGGCCUAUUACUUGAGCUCUCUCUUCAUCCAUGGAGUCAAGAACGGUGAUCAACAGCUCACUAUAUCGGGGCUGUCGAUCGCCAUGUUCUUUCUGUUUCUAUCACGAGCAAAACCCGCGCGUAAGCUCUCACACCAGCGUCCUCCGUCCGGGGUGUUCUGCAUGUCAGUGAUGGUGUCAAUCUUUGGCCAGUUUGUGAUUCAUCUGGCUUUCCUGGCCGCUGCUCUCCACGUCGCCCAACCUUUUAUCGAGCCGGGGGACCCAGGGAUGCAUCCGGAUGGGAAUUUCACCCCGAAUGUGGUCAACAGCAUCAUGUUCCUCAUGGCGUCGAUCAUGCAAGUGAACACCUUCGUGGCCAACUACAGGGGACAACCGUUUAUGGAAGGAUUCUGGGAGAAUAAGCUGUUUUGUCGCAGCGCGCUUGUCAAUUACGCUGUGCUGGCUGCGAUUAUCGCAGAGGUUUUCACGCCUAUCAACGCUAUGCUGGAGCUGGUGGCGAUGCCGAACCAAGAGACGCAACUCGUCGUUGCAGCUCUAAUGGCAGGUGAUACGAUCGUGACUUUGGCAUUCGAGUAUGCCGUUCAGAUGAUAGUUUUCGUUUCGGCAUAA